Messenger RNA from Paramuricea clavata, 3364 nucleotides. The record is from the annotation of a GenBank genome assembly. NCBI's taxonomy places the organism in Eukaryota, Metazoa, Cnidaria, Anthozoa, Malacalcyonacea, Plexauridae.
AUGAUUGAAAAAGAAGCACCACCAAAGUUUACAAAUGACAAUCAAUUUGAAAUGGAAGACAACAUUGAUGAUGAGAGCCAUAUUGCACCAAUGGCUUGGACAGUUAUCAUAGGAGAUACAAUACAUAACAUUGCAGACGGGAUCGCUAUUGGUGUAGCAUUUAGUGAUAGCAUUUUGGGUGGAGUUAGUACUUCUAUUGCUGUCUUGUGUCACGAAGUACCACAUGAACUGGGUAAGUAUACGGCGGAGAGUAAAAAAUGGAGAUUAAGACAGCUAGUAUAGACACAGAGUAGAGACAUACAGAGACGUAACUAGUGUACCCACUUUUUUUGUGCGCAUGUUCGGCAAGUUAGUAGAUGCAUGCAUCUGAUUGGAUGACGACCUGAUGACGACUCACUUUAAACUUGCUGAGCACGCGCAGUUGAUAAUUCUUCGCCCGGUCGCCUAAAAAAAAGUGGCUACAUGAUAACGUAAUCUUCCGCAGUGUUUACAACGGUCAGUUACGUCUCUGUAUGUCUCUACUCUGUGGUAUAGAUUAAAGAACAAGGGAGAGGUUUAUAUUUAACUGUGAAGACCGAAGGCCAGGAUAGUUGAAAGAAAAUGGAUAGGAGCAGACGUGACCUAUUCGAAAUUCGUGAUGUCACGAAUUUUCCUAUAUUUUUCGCAUUCAAGUAACUAAAGUAUAUUGAGAUUCAAAAUGGUUUCAUUAUUCAACGGAAAAUUUAUGUUUUUUGUCUUUGUUUAAGGUUUUUUACUUUCGUAAUCAAGAAACUGGCAUGACAAAAACUAGUAAUUGAAAUUUGUGACGCGUAUUUUACUGUCUAAUAUGUGAUAUGCUCCCUGAAAAUGCAUGAUCAACAAUAUUUAGAUAUUCCAUUGUAGAGUCGCAUGGCUGUGUUCUUACGGUUAUUGACUAAUACUAAACGUGGAAUUAUUUGGGAUUUAUUUAAACGUGGAAUUAUUUGGGAUUUAAAGUGACGUCAUAAUUUUUAACAAGCAGGGUCUUAGCCAGGAUUUGCAACUUGGGUGUCCAAAUUUGAAAUUUCAUUUAUGACACCCAUAUUUUUCCAUAUGGAACCAUGGCACCACUUCAUGCACCAGUAAUUCAAUGUGAUUAUUUCCGCAUGCUGGGAGUAAUCUGUGACCGCACUUGAGAAUCGCUCAAAAAAACUAAUAAUAUAUUCAAUUAUUCAGACUAUGUGACUACUCACUACACUGACUACAGUUUAAGUACAUCUGCCAAUAUAUUAAUCUUAUGAUUGAUAUUAUGUUGUCACUUUCAUGCUAUAAAUACAGUACUUCAGUACUUGUAGCUUUGAUAAGCUAUAGUGUGAGUGAAGAACACAACCAAAAAACAACACAAAGCAACUAAUUAUCUUAUAUAUAUAUAUAGUUAUAUUCUACGGUUUUUGGCAGCUAGGCCUAGGAAUCUUUGGUUUGACAGAUUUGGCAGCUUGCAAGUGAGCAAUGUUUAUGUUUACCGUCCAAAAGCCGUCUUUUUUAGAAGGCCGUCCAAAUUUGAAAAUGGCCGUCCAAAAGACGGCUGGACGGUAGGCUGGCUAAGACCCUGUCAACAAGUCUGCAGAGAGGCCAUGAAAACAUCAUGGAAAACACCGCAUGAGUCCAGUAUUUUUAUGAUCCAUGGUUACAGUUGAAUAAAAACCGAUCGCCGUGGUCUUUUAACUUGUUUAUAUGCUUGGUAGACCAUUUUCUUUUGUUUUUUUGAGGUUUUCCAUUAUGUCUACACGAUUUGUUAAACGAAAUUGACUUACGGCUCGUGGGAUCAUACCUAUAUUCAGGUCAAGGUGUGCAGUUCAUCUUUUUUUCGUACAAAUUAUUGACUCACUGCUUCUGGAAACCGAACUUGCUCAACUGAGGAUGCGCAGUUUGUCUAGUAUGCUCCCACAAUGUUUGAAAUAAUUUGUAGCAUGGAUGUCUAAAAAUAAUUUUGUCAAAAAUGAUCUAGUCCUGGUAAAAAUAUCUAUCACGUGCAUCAGUAAAAAUAAAGCGGCAUACAUGUAUAGUUGCCCUUCGUUAUUUUCACUCAUAAAGAUCCUUGCGGAUCAAAAGCAAUUCUGAAAUAUAAAGUAAACGUGGUGUUUCCCACAAUACCCAAACAAUUGAGCACGCAUUACUAAAAUUUCAAAUUUUCUACCUUCUAACCAGGUGAUUUUGUUGUACUAUUGUCUGCUGGAAUGAGUGUACGACAAGCAGUGAUUGCGAACUUUGUCUCAUCAUGUUUUUGCUUUAUGGGACUUGUGUUCGGAAAGUUGAUUGGUGAGAUUGAAGAUGUGAAUGUGUGGAUUCUUGGAGUGACCGGCGGAUUUUUCCUUUAUAUUGCACUGACAAACAAGGUCAGUAAACUAUUACUUACAUAUACAGCCAAACGUAUUAUAUAAACUAUAACGGUAAUUUUUGUAAGCACCGGAGGGCAACUUAUUCUGUUGGCGUGAAGCAACUCGUGUCAAACGGCAAAAGAACGUCGGAUAAUAUUCUCAUGUUUCGUGCACAAACGUUCUGUUCGAUUUUUAGCGCCAAUCACGAUUACCCUAUAAACGCUAACGAGACGUGCAAGCGUAGGUAGUGUCGAUAACAAGAAAGCGUCGACGUUUCGAGCGAAGGCCACCCUCCACCCAACCCCAGCACUCAUUCCAAAAUCUUAGAACAAAAAAGCCAACAAAUAUGAACUCUGUCACUUUAUCAAGACUUUUAUGGCAAGUUCAAAUGGAAUACUUUGCAAAUCGAUAUAUAAAGUAAAUAAUAUUUAUUCGAUCUUAAUAAAAUAAAUAAAACAAAUAAUACAAAUAUUUUAGUAUUUUCCGACUUAAUGAUUUUUAAUUUACCCACCCUUUGGCUUGGUGAUCAUGAAUUUUUAUUCCACCCACCCAUUUCCACCCAUCAAAUUUUGUUUCCCCACCCAUUUUCUCUUCGGAGCCCCCCCCCCCCCGGGCCAUAAAUAAUGACCGGUCCCUAAUAAUUAGCUGUGUAAAAACCUGGACAUUUAGCUAUUGCAUUUUUUCCCGGAACACCCUGUAUAGUGGUACAUAUAGAGUUGCUAGUGGUCUAAAGAGUGGGUUUCUAAACUAUUGCGUUUAUGAGAUAGUCAGUCUUUAAAAACAAUUUCUCGUGGUAUUGCUCGUGCCCACCGUAGUCCUUUAAAGAACCAAAGACCCGUGCUCUAUAAUUUAUUAAAACAAAAUAUUAAAUAUUUCUUAACAUUAUGUAGUUGCCUGAACUGAUGCACGUUACAGAACAAAGUGACCAGUCGAAGAUCACAUUAUUCCUUCUCCAGAAUAUCGGUGUUAUUCUUGGCUUUGCUGGCAUGUUCUUUUUGGCAUAUUACAAGAAAGACAUCAAUAUUUAG